GAAGUGCAAUGCGUUGUAACCGAAUGUGUUGUAGGAUGGCGACAUAGGUUCCUCUAUAAAAUCUAUUUUUGUUUAUUUUAGCUCUGUGCGCUCAGUACUGACAUGGCACACAGAUAUCUCCACCUCUACAGAGGCUGCAGGAAUCUGUACAGAGUUGUUCAGCCUGAUUUAAGGUCACUAAAGGCAGCGCGACUGGUAUCUACACAGACUGAGGCCCUGCAGAAUCGAGCGCUGCUUUCUCGGGUUUUGGACACGUACAGAAGGUUAUGCUCAAAGCCUCCGAAAGGAUUUGAAAAAUACUUCCCGAAAAAUGGCGAGUCCAAACCUCCCAACGCAGAAGCCCAAGAGGCCAAGCCGAACAAUGCGCAGAAGAACUCUGGGAAGUCAGAAGGUGGAGGAGGUGCUGGUGGGGGAGGAGGUAAAAAGGGAGGAAAGAAGGAUGAAAACAACUGGUUCAAUCGUGCCCAAAAGGGGGAUAUUCCAUGGGACGACAAGGACUUCCGGAUGUACGUACUUAUUUCUGCGGCUUUUUGGGCAGCAGUGGCUUAUUACUAUUUCUGGGAUACAGGAAAAGAAGUCACCUGGAAGGACUUUGUUAAUAGCUACCUGGCUAAAGGAGUCGUCGACAGGUUAGAGGUUGUGAACAAGCGCUUUGUGAAAGUUAUACUCACUCCAGGACAAGCGGAAACUGCUGGGAAAUAUGUGUGGUUAAACAUCGGCAGCGUGGACACGUUUGAGCGGAACCUAGAGACGGCUCAGAUGGAGCUGGGUAUCGAAGGGGAGAAAAGACUGCCUGUGGUUUACUCCACUGAGAGCGAUGGAUCCUUCCUGCUCAGCCUGCUUCCCACCGUGCUCAUCAUCGGAUUCCUGCUCUUCAUGCUACGGCGAGGGCCUGCGGGCACUGGGCGGCCUGGCAGGGGCAUGGGUGGCCUGUUUAGUGUCAGCGAGACCACCGCAAAAGUGCUGCGUGAUGAGAUCGACAUCAAAUUCAAGGACGUGGCUGGGUGCGAGGAGGCCAAGCUGGAGAUCAUGGAGUUUGUUAACUUCCUAAAGAACCCCAAGCAGUACCAGGACCUUGGUGCCAAAAUCCCUAAGGGUGCCAUUCUGACCGGACCUCCCGGUACCGGGAAGACCCUGUUAGCGAAGGCAACUGCAGGCGAAGCAAACGUCCCUUUUAUCACCGUUAAUGGCUCCGAAUUCCUAGAGAUGUUCGUGGGUGUCGGUCCAGCCAGGGUUCGAGACCUUUUCGUUCUGGCACGCAAGAAUGCUCCCUGCAUCCUCUUCAUAGACGAAAUCGACGCGGUGGGGAGAAAAAGAGGCAGGGGCAGUUUCGGAGGGCAGAGCGAGCAGGAGAACACACUCAACCAGCUACUCGUGGAGAUGGACGGUUUUAACACUGCAACCAACGUUGUGGUUCUGGCUGGUACGAACAGACCAGACAUCCUGGAUCCAGCACUGAUGAGACCUGGCCGCUUCGACAGGCAGAUUUAUAUCGGCCCUCCAGAUAUCAAAGGCAGAGCAUCGAUAUUUAAAGUCCAUCUAAGACCGCUGAAGCUGAACGCAGAAUUAAACAAGGACAAUCUAGCGAGGAAGAUGGCUGCCCUUACACCUGGCUUCUCAGGUGCUGAUAUUGCUAACGUGUGUAACGAGGCGGCGUUGAUCGCAGCUCGACACCUCUCUGACGACAUCACAGAGAAACAUUUUGAGCAGGCUAUCGAGCGUGUGAUCGGAGGCUUAGAAAAGAAGACACAGGUGUUACAGCCUGAGGAGAAAAAGACCGUAGCAUACCAUGAGGCAGGACACGCCGUAGCUGGGUGGUACCUGGAGCAUGCAGACCCUCUGUUAAAGGUGUCCAUUAUCCCACGAGGUAAAGGUUUGGGCUACGCUCAGUACCUCCCAAAAGAGCAGUACCUCUACACCAAGGAGCAGCUGUUGGACCGGAUGUGCAUGACGCUCGGGGGCCGAAUCGCUGAGGAGAUAUUCUUUGGUCGCAUCACCACUGGAGCACAGGACGACCUGAGGAAGGUGACGCAGAGCGCGUACGCACAGAUAGUGCAGUUUGGGAUGAGUGAGAAGGUGGGUCAGGUGUCGUUCGAUCUUCCUCGGCAGGGAGAUCUGGUUCUGGAUAAGCCGUACAGCGAGGCGACGGCACGUCUGAUAGAUUCUGAGGUGCGGGAUCUCAUUAAUAGCGCCUACGAGCGCACAAAGGUGCUGCUAACAGAGAAGAAGGCAGAUGUGGAGAAGGUGGCGCUGCGCCUUCUGGAAAAGGAGGUGUUGAAUAAGAGCGACAUGGUGGAACUUCUGGGCCAGCGGCCGUUCGUUGAGAAGUCAACGUACGAGGCAUUUGUGGAGGGCACAGGAGGACUGGACGAGGACACGUCACUCCCUGAGGGACUAAAGGACUGGAAUAAAGAACGAGGGAGCGAGAAAGAGGAGAGUACAGAGGAGCAGGUGGCACGUUACAUCGGAGGUGGCAUGCCGUUCUAAACGUAAUCCACCACCAGAGGGUGACAUUUACAGAACUGAGCGAGAAGGAAAUAUAAUGAGGUCUGGUUUAGUUUGGGUCGGGUCGGAUCGGGGCUGGUCAUGUGACCUUCCCUCUGUAUCUCAGGUUGUUGUGUGCUGCAUAGAUAGAGAGAUUAAAGAGGUGUUGUUUUUUUUCUGUUUUUUUGUGGGAUGUGGUAGCUCAGUGGAUCACUGAUUGGAAGAUCCUGAGUUCGAAUCCCAGGUCCACCAAGCUGCAACCUCUGGGCCCCUGAGCAAGACCCUUGUAAAUGUUCUUUUUUAACGGAGAGGGAAGUUGCUAGCUGUUGCUCAGUUCAAAUUUGAAGGUGGGUUUUUGGAUUACGCAGCUAACGAUCCAUAUUUUUGAAUUUUGCUGACUGAAAUGAGCAGAAUUAAUAUAUAGAAUAUGAUGAAUAUCCUUAGGGAAAAUGUAUAUAAAGGAUGAAUGAAAAACAUGUUAAUUUAAAUAGAAACAUCCCUGCUCAUAGUUGCUUCUGUCAAAUACCACACAGUGGAUCGCUCAUUAGAAAAGCAAGACAGCUAUUGUGUUUUCACUAGAUCUGGAAAAAAAUGCAUGAUAUCAUCUGACAUCUUAACACUGUUGUUGAGCACUUGGUUACCGCAUUCUCUGUGGGUUUUUUUUUUUUUUUUUUUUUCAUCUACAGUUUAUGUGCAAUUACAAGAAAAAUAAAUAAAUUUCCACCUACUGAGAAAUGAACUGAUUUUAUAUAGUUGUCCUCGACUUUGACUCUGUACAUAAAGCACGAAGACUUUCACAGAAUGCUUUUAUGAGUCUUUUGCUUAAAUGUAUUUGCAAAUUAAGCCCAAAGGUUGUAUAAUGAGUUAAUGUAGUUUGAAGUAAAUUAAUCUAUUUUUUUCUCUUGCAUUACUCCUUCUUGCUUUAAAACUUCAUUCUCAAGAAUUUGUGACGAUCACAUUUCAAGCAUUUAUCGACCGAAUUAAACAACUGUCUCGUUUUCUCAGUACAAAUGAAUCCACAGAUCUAGUGAACGGAUAUUAGUUUAAAAUAAUGCCAUGAAGAAGCGGGUGCAUCUGUGUGCUUUCUAUAAGCGACUAUAUGUAAAUAUGUAAAACACUUUUUAUAGCUGCUGAAACAUAAGUGACAUUACAAGUAUAAUAUACUUGUUUCAUCCGUUACUAUAAAUAGAUCAAAAUAUGC
Messenger RNA from Tachysurus vachellii, 3685 nucleotides. It is a transcript of the gene afg3l2, whose product is annotated as AFG3-like AAA ATPase 2. The transcript has 17 exons. The record is from RefSeq and is a predicted model, not a curated record. Gene Ontology annotation, molecular function: ATP-dependent peptidase activity; ATP hydrolysis activity; zinc ion binding. NCBI's taxonomy places the organism in Eukaryota, Metazoa, Chordata, Actinopteri, Siluriformes, Bagridae. Gene Ontology annotation, biological process: mitochondrial protein processing; protein-containing complex assembly. Gene Ontology annotation, cellular component: membrane; m-AAA complex. Bases 103 to 2487 code for a protein of 794 amino acids.